Astyanax mexicanus (Mexican tetra) is the source of this 3288-nucleotide messenger RNA. RefSeq names its product piwi-like RNA-mediated gene silencing 1 (gene piwil1). The record is from RefSeq and is a predicted model, not a curated record. Lineage: Eukaryota; Metazoa; Chordata; Actinopteri; Characiformes; Acestrorhamphidae. Bases 168 to 2744 code for a protein of 858 amino acids. Gene Ontology annotation, molecular function: protein binding; piRNA binding. The transcript is spliced from 21 exons. Gene Ontology annotation, biological process: regulatory ncRNA-mediated gene silencing. Gene Ontology annotation, cellular component: P granule.
AGUGUAAUGUUGUUUGAUGCGGAGGCCGGAUGGGUCGAAUGAUGCGGAGGGAUACAUAAUUGACGAGGAGUGUGAGCAGUUGCAGCUCGUUCUGUGAGUGAAGUUAAUCAAAUCAAAUAAACGCAGGGAGAGUUUGCAGGGAAAUUCAGUGACUACAUUAAGAAGAAAUGACUGGUCGUGCCAGAGCCAGAUCCAGGGGCAGAGCCCGGGGUCAGGAGACUGGAGCUCCAGGCGCGCAACCCCCUCCAUCUGAGGAGGCAGCAAGACCUGUUCCACCUCCUUCUGCUGAAGGAGAGCUUGUGGGGAGGGGAAGACAGAGAAGAGCCCCUGGAGCAGUGGCAUCCGAAGCCCUCCUCCAGAUUUCUGCAGGCUUCCAGCAGGUGAAAAUUGGUGAGAGAGGGGGUCGCAGGCGAGAUUUCCACGAUGCUGGGGUUCACACUCGACAACUUAUGGAGCAUGUUAAGGAAUCUAAGACAGGUGUGUCUGGUUCCAAAAUUGAGCUCAGGGCAAACUUCAUGCGCUUGUUGUCUAGACCCCAGUGGGCUUUGUAUCAGUACCACGUAGACUUUAAGCCACCUAUGGAGUCUCGUCGUUUGCGGUCAGCUCUCCUCUUCCAGCAUGAUGAGACACUGGGCAAAGCACGCACUUUUGAUGGAGCUAUACUCUUUCUACCCCACCGACUCCAUAACACGGAAACGGUGCUGUGUAGUGAAACUAGACAUGGGGAGAGAGUACAGAUUACAGUGACUUUGACCAAUGAGCUGCCUCCUUCUUCUCCUGUGUGCCUGCAGUUCUACAAUAUAAUUUUCAGAAGGAUUCUGAGGAUGCUGAACAUGCAGCAAAUUGGCCGCCAUUAUUACAAUCCUGAUGACCCCCUCAACAUUCCCCAGCACAGGCUGACCAUCUGGCCUGGGUUUGUGACCAACAUUUUGCAGUACGAGUCCAGCAUCAUGCUGUGUACUGAUGUAAGCCACAAAGUUCUGCGAAGUGAGACUGUUCUUGACUUCAUGUAUAACCUGAGAAAACAAUGUGGAGACCAACGCUUUCCUGAUGCCUGUACAAAGGAACUGGUGGGCCUAAUUGUCCUCACCAAGUACAACAAUAAGACAUACAGGAUUGAUGACAUUGCCUGGGACCAUACACCCAACAACACCUUCAAGAGAGGAGAUGCCGACAUCUCCUUCAAGGACUACUACAAGACGCAAUAUGGUCUGGACAUAACUGAUGGGAACCAGGUUCUGCUAGUCAGUGAGGUAAAAAGGAUGGGCCCUUCUGGAGCACCUCCACCAGGACCUGCGUUGCUCAUCCCAGAGUUUUGCUACCUCACAGGUCUGACUGAUAAGAUGCGCAAUGACUUCAACAUCAUGAAGGACCUGUCUUCUCACACCAGACUGACCCCAGAACAGAGAGAAUCUCGCCUCAACAGAUUCAUUACCAACAUCAGUAGGAACACGGAGGCUCAAAAUGAGCUCAGCACUUGGGGUCUGAGCUUUGAGAACAAGCUGCUGGGUCUGACUGGAAGAGUUCUACCUGCGGAGAGGAUUCUGCAGGGAUCUAGGACAUAUGACUACAAUCCAUGGGCUGCAGACUGGUCUAAAGAGAUGAGGGGACUUCCUCUGAUCAGCAGCAUGCCUCUGGAGUCCUGGCUGAUGUUUUACACUCGUCGUAACAGCGAUGUGGCACAAUCUUUGCUGCAGACCCUUAACAGAGUGUCUGGACCAAUGGGCAUCCGCAUGCAGAGAGCGGUCAUGAUAGAGUAUGAAGAUCGGCAGGAGUCUCUGCUGAGAGCACUGCAGCAGAAUGUGGGACCUGACACUCAGAUGGUGGUUGUGAUCCUGCCCACCAACCGCAAGGACAAGUACGACUGUGUGAAGAAGUAUCUGUGUGUGGACUGCCCGACUCCCAGUCAGUGUGUGGUGUCUCGCACUCUCAGCAGACCUCAGGCCCUCAUGACUGUGGCCACAAAGAUUGCCCUGCAGAUGAACUGCAAGAUGGGAGGAGAACUGUGGAGCAUUGAGAUUCCACUGAAGCAGCUGAUGAUUGUGGGCAUCGACUGCUACCACGACACUGCUGCAGGAAAGAGAUCUAUCGGAGCACUUGUGGCCAGCCUCAACCAUGGAAUGUCCAGGUGGUUUUCCAAGUGUGUCCUCCAGAGCCGUGGUCAAGAGAUCAUCGAUGGACUCAAGGGAGCAUUAAAAGGUGCUCUGAAGGCCUACUGGAAGUACAACAACUGUCUGCCAUCGCGCAUCAUUGUGUAUCGAGACGGUGUGGGGGAUGGCAUGCUGCAGAGUGUGGUCAACUACGAAGUGCCCCAGAUCAUGCAGUCCAUCAAGACCAUGGGUGAAGACUACAUGCCCAAACUGACAGUUGUGGUGGUGAAGAAACGCAUCGCCUCCAGAUUCUUUGCUCGCAUUGAUGGAAAACUGACGAACCCUCCACCUGGAACAGUCAUCGACACAGAGGUCACCAGACCUGAGUGGUACGACUUUUUCAUUGUGAGUCAGGCAGUGCGCUGUGGCAGUGUCUCCCCCACCCACUACAACGUGGUGUUCGACAACAGUGGACUCAAACCAGACCACAUGCAGAGACUCACCUACAAGCUCUGCCACAUGUACUACAACUGGCAGGGAAUUGUCCGAGUGCCUGCACCUUGUCAGUAUGCCCAUAAAUUGGCCUUCUUGGUGGGACAGAGCAUACACAAGGAGCCGAACAUCAACCUGGAUGACUUCCUUUACUACCUGUAACUGCAGUCACUUUAGGGCUCGUUGUCAUGACAUUACAGAACAGGAUCCAGGCGCCAGUUUUUUUUUUUUUUUUAGUAUCUGACUUCAUUUAAAUGAGCAUGACCGUUUUAAGUUGUUAAAUGAAAGAAAAUCGAAGGCACUUUUUUUCUACUGUUAUAGCAUUUAGAGAAGUUUUAGUUUUUUAAUGUGGCUUUUUUGUAACUAAUGCAAAUGUUUGCUUGGUCAUGCCUUUCCUUUAUUUUCCUCUGCCACAGAUUCUUGAAGUUCAAAAAUAGUAUUGUUCAAAUUAGCUAUCUGGUUAAGCAGCUUUCAGAUUUAACGUCCUAAAUAUAUGUAAGACAAGUUUAAAAGUUGGUAGCUGUUCAUGUUAGAAGGAAUGUAUUUGCAGAAAUGUUGAGAAUUAUGGCGGGUGCGGAUUGAAUCUUGUUUGCAUUUAAGAAGAUAGAAAAUUGGAUUUAAUUAAAUGUAUCCGUGCACUUUUUGUGAAUCUUCAUAUACCAUCAUAUUUCAUUGUUACAUGCUCAAUAAAUUACCAUCUUCAAAA